Messenger RNA from Kwoniella shivajii, 954 nucleotides. RefSeq lists its product as uncharacterized. NCBI's taxonomy places the organism in Eukaryota, Fungi, Basidiomycota, Tremellomycetes, Tremellales, Cryptococcaceae. Gene Ontology annotation, cellular component: cytoplasm. Gene Ontology annotation, molecular function: phosphatase activity. The record is from RefSeq and is a predicted model, not a curated record. Bases 1 to 954 code for a protein of 317 amino acids. The transcript is spliced from 7 exons.
AUGGUCAAUGCUCAUCACGCCCACGAUGAACCUCCUGUCGCCUCCAUAGAAGAUGGUGGACCCCCUACAUCACCUCGUCUACAGGAGAAGCCGCAUUCUUAUAGAUACGAUGUAGUACAAGGCUUCUUCACUCAAAACGGGCCUGAACCAAAGCAUCUGGAUUUUGAACAUAUGCUUGAAAGGAAUUUCGGCUUAGUCGACUCCUCAGCUGAAAGAUGGAAUAACCUCAGAAGGGAUGUGAAGAAAUUACAAGAUGAAGCUGAUGCAGGGACUCUAUAUAAAGUCAUGUUCCUGGGAAGACAUGGUCAAGGAUGGCAUAAUUACGGUGCUAGUAAAUAUGGAGUUGACCCAUGGGAAGAUAAAUGGACAUUUCUCAAUGGAGACGGAGAAAUAACAUGGGGACCAGAUCCUGAAUUAACACCACUGGGAGUCAAUCAAGCUCGAGCCAUUCAAAAAUGCUGGAAAGAACAAAUACCUUUUAAUCCACCUAUAACCGAGAAAGAAAUGAAAUGGUUCGUAUCUCCAUUAACUAGAACAGGCCAAACAAUGUUAGAGUCAUGGGGAGAUUUAUUGGUUGGUACACCGGAAGUAUGGGAAGAUUGGAGAGAGAUUUAUGGUAGUCACACUUGUGAUAAAAGGAGUACGAAAUCAUACAUACAGAAACGAUUCCCAACGUUCAAUAUCGAAGAUGGAUUUGCGGAAGAGGACGAACUUUGGACACCGGACGAUAGAGAGACUGACGCUCAUAUGCAAAUGAGAGCUCAAAGGGCUAUGGAUAGGUUAUUUGGUGAGAACGGAUCGGGAGAGACCUUCAUAUCAGUGACGUCUCAUUCUGCUAUCCUACGAAAUCUACUGGCUGUGCUACAUCAUCAACCUUAUCCUCUAGCGACGGGUGAAAUGAUUCCUGUCGUUGUUAAAGCGACGAAGAUCGAACAAGGCCAACAGGUCUCAUGA